AGAAGGCAUGAUUCACGGCAGAGAGAGAGGGAGAGAAGGGGGGAGAGGCAGGGAGAGGGAGACAAGCGACAGAAAAAGAGAAAAACGGCAGAGAUAAAGAAAGACAGACAGAGAGAGAGAGAGACGACAGGGGCAGAGAUGCCAGUAAGAAAAACAAAUGAGGAUGCUGAUUUGAAGCAGAAUGAUAACACACCACCAGGAUGGGACUGAGAUCGACGCUCUGGAUUCACUGAUGCCUUUUACUGACUGUGACCAUGUUGAUGAGGUUCUGGCUUUUCUAUUGAUCGGGGGAAACAGAGCAGGUGGCAGCAGCAGCGAUGAAAGAGAGCGAGAGAGGAGAGAGAAAUGCUGAAGAACGCAGGCACGCUGAAAAGAUAGAGACUAGGAAUGAUUGUCAACUAUCUGCAGGCUCUUUGAAGGCGAUUUAUUUCUGAUGAAGACAGAUUAGACAGUGGACAUUCAGCUGAGAUAGAUGUUCAUGACGACCGUAAAAAGCUUUUUAAAGAUGUUGUUUUUCCACAGUGUGGAUGUCAGUCUGUUCUUUUCAUUAUGUGAGGAAAAGAAGUACCCUAAAUUUAGUUUUCAAGUCAGUCAAUUAUUCUUUGACUUUCUUCCGCUGAAGUGGUUCAAGUGUUGGCGGUGGAAUUAGUCGGAGCUGUGCUGAGGCUGCCAGGAUGUGCACUGGACGCCACGCUUCAGUGGUCAAAAUUUUAAACGCCUUUUGGUGACGUCCUGUAAGUCACCACAGCUAAUCACCAUAUUAAGUACCGUUAUUAUCUCCCACCAUGCUGGACUUCACCGCUCGCUGUUCUACCAGUUUGGUACAUUCAGAGGAGGAACAUUAACAGCAAACUACAAUUUCACAAUGUCGCAGCAUGGCAAAUGAGGAAAAAAUCUGUGUUUGAUUUGUCAUAUUAAUGGAGGAAACAGCUUUAAAGGAAUAUUGAUGUCAUCUUGACUUUAUUUUUGGCACCAAAUUUGCAUGGGGGGCUUUAAGGCUGCUUUGUGCAGUUUGUCGCAUUACCAUCUCUCCAACUUCAAAAUGUUUGCUGAGUUGUUUGAGGUUUUGUCUUUGGUUGUCUUUGCUCUGAACAUUAUUUCACCCUUUAGGUUGUGAGCGCUGCUGGUAUGUUAUAUGUCCUAAGAUACAACGUCUGUGAAAUUGUUCAAAGGGAUUUGCCCAAGCUGGGCUCCAUCUUAGCGUUUAGGCAGUUUUUGGGAGGAAAAUCUAAAGUUAUACUCGAAGCACAUUUUCCAUUUCCUUGCGGAGCAUUUCAGCCUUUAGGUUGUGAGAACUGAAGAUUUGUUGCGUGUGUCCUUCUAAGAUAUCACUUCCAUAAUGGAUUCCUAGAGCAUCCAUAUUUAGCUUGGUGUUCAGCCAUCACUGAGAGAAAGAAAUGAGGGAUGAGUUGAGAUUUUAUCUUCUCAGGUCUUGUCUUUGAGAACAGUUGGCUGUGAAAAUGAAAGCGGACGGCAAUCAGCAAACACAGCCAGAAUGAGAGAAGAAGCUUGGACUGGAUUCACUGUACUCGCUCUUUCUGUCGCUCUGUGUCUGACGGACUAAUGCUCUGCUGGAUAAAGAUUUAAUUGGCUCUGAGCAGACAGCCAGAACAAUAAACAGCCAGAAUAAAUACAAAUGCAAUCACGACGGGAAGAGAAUGGGAGAAAGGAUGCACUAAAAACAGAAACCUUGUGGACAUAAAAACUGGACAUAUUUUGUCUGUUUUUUUUUUCAAAAUUUUACUGGAAUAUUUCUGAAAGUAGGAUUCCAUUUUCAAAUUUCAUUUGGACAUAAUGUUGUUUACACUGUUUUUACAUCAUGGAACAUUUGACAAAAGGAUCUUUAUGCAGGAGCUGCAUACUUUGGUCACAAGAUUCUCCUGACUUCUCAUUAAAAUAGAAGGAAUAUGCUUCAGUAAAGAAGGACAAAAAAAUGUUGGAUGUGACAUUUCCCUUUUAUUUUGCUAUGACCUCUUCAAAACCAGUUCCCAUGCAUUUUGCACAUUCUGAAAGUAAUUUUGCAAGCAAUUUUUUUUUCUAGAUUUAGUAAAACUAAGGACUUCACGAUUCAUUCUUCAAACUUCACACGUGCCUCCCACCAACCCCUCCCACCGUCAGCCAUCCGACCAAUCAUGGGCAAGCCUCUCAGCCGGCCAGGGUGUUUCAGGAAGAGCUCAUGCUGCCUGGAGAAACAUGGAGCUGGGGAUGGGGGAGUGGGAGGGCGAGAUGGGGGCAUGGAAGGGGGAUAUGGAGAUGGCUACAUACCCCAGCGAUCCAUUUAUGACACCAUGUGCAUCAAUCAGCAGAUUGACAGCCAUCACCACCACCCUGGAGGGUCUGUACGGCGAGACGGUGGAGGAGAAGGGAGUUUUUGCUACUCUGCAAGUGGCUCUCUCAGAGUCAGCCGGUCCCCCGCCGACAUGUUCGAUCCUCCCCGCUCCUUAACUCCAAACCCCUCCUUUGUGCGGCGACUGGAUGAAAGAGCCAUCUAUGAUUCGCUGAAACUCGGUGGUCAGGAUGCAGAUAGUGGUGGCUGCCAUUCACCAGGACGUUUUCCUCGAUCAGUUUCUCCCUCUGUGUCAUCGUUCUCAGCUCCAGGAGUGUCCUCCUCCUCGUCAAAGAAACACCACCAUCACCACCACCAUCACCAUGGAGACAGCACAAAGAGCAGAGAUGGUCGGCAUUCCUGGAAAGUCUUGACACCUCCAAAACACCUGGAGUGUUUAGAGCUGACUACAGCUGAGAUGAUGGAGAGAGGAGGAGGAUAUCUGAACCCAGGGCAUUACCCCACUCCUGGAGGCCAGUCCUCCUCCCUUACCUCCCCCCUAAUCUCACCUUUCUCUGGCUCACCCCUCUCCUCAGGUUACCAUACUCCAGUCUUCUUCUCCCCUGCCAAACCUCGCCCCAGUCAGACUCAGAGCUUGCGCUGUUCCCCUCCCCACGUUAUCCAGCCGAGGCAUUACUCCCAAACCCAGAGCCUGAGGCUGUCACCGCCCCAUGAGCUCAGACGAUCACCCUACCGAGCCCCGCUGGUCCAACUGUCUGCUCACGACCUGGAGCAGGACUUGAGGGAUCGAGGAGGAGGAUGGGGCCGCAGUGAGCGAGAAAGGGAGUGGGAGAGGGAGAGGGAAAGAGAGAUGGAACGAGGGUGGGCCCAGCGAGAGUGGGAAAGAGAGAGGGAGAGAGGGAGGCUGGAGAGGGAGAGAGCAAGAGAAAGGGAGAGGAGGGAGACAUCAUUUGGAACCUUCGGGUAUGGCCGACCGGUUCCUCUGCGUUCUGACCGGGACUCUGUGUUUUUAGAACCAGAUCAGGGUCUAGACACAACACCCCUGUUACUCCCCCAGCCUUCACCUUCACCCUCCCCCAGUGCUGCCCCCAGAAUGGGCACUGGAGCAGUGGGUAGGAAUAGAGCUGGGUCAAAGGUGGGCCCUGACAGUGGAGGUGGAGGGAUGGCCACUAAGUACGAUAAUGGGGGUGUAGGUUUGGUGUUGGUUGACAGUAAACAUGGGUGUGGGCCGAGGUUAGUGAGUGAAGUAAGUGUUGGAAACAUGUCUGAGGCUGAAAUCAGGGCUGUAAUACAAGAACACCAUAGAGCUGAAAACUGGAGCAAGUACGACAAUGGCUCCAGGGCUAGCAUUAAAAAUGUGCCUGAAACAAGAAUGGGCUCCCAGGUGAAAACAAGACCAGGGGGUCGAGAUUUAGAAGGAAAAGUCCAAUCAGGUGUGGAGAUACAAAACAUGGCUCCAGCUAUGAACAAAGAGGGACACAGGGGAAGCACAAAGUGUGGAGAAAAAACUGCAAGGGGUGUGAGUAAGCCAGAACCUAUUGCUGAAGUUACACCUUCAAUUGUGGGUGAGCCUGAGAGUAAGGUUGGGCCUGAAGAUAAAGUUGAAGUUGAGGCUAGAUCUGGACCAGUGAUGAAGCUAGAGCUUGACACAGGGGUUGAAGUUAAGGCUAGUUCAAGACAGGAAGAGAACAGGAUUGAAGCAGAAGCUGAAGUUGUAGGUAAAGUUACGAAUGAGGUUGAUUUAGCAGCAGAAUCCAGAGCAGAGGCUAAAGCUGAGACAGAUGUUCAGAUUGUUCUAACAUCUAAGCCUGAGGCAGCACUGGAAGCUGGGAUUGGUAAUGCGACUGGGAAUAAGAAUAACAGUGAGACUGGGGUUGUCAGUGAAGUCAAGAACAGCACUAGAACUACAGAUAAAGCUCAAAUAAGUGUUGUGGCUGCAGAUAAAACUGAUGUUGCCCCUGCAGAUCAAUCUGAGAAAAAGCCUUUGGACAUUGACAAAGUUGAAUCUGGCCAUGUAGAGAAAAGCUCAAGAUCUCACAAGUCCAAAUCAUCGAAAUCCAGCUCCAGGACUCGACCUGGCACAGCCACAGGCCUUCGCCCAGGUGUAGCCAGCCCUCGACAGAGCAGAGGGCUUGUAGGUCUUGAAUCCACAGUCCCAGCUGAAGGCAUUGAGUCCACAUGGCCUCGCCGGAUCAUUGUGAGAAAGAGGACUGUUCGUCAGGGAGGGGCACUCCACAACCUCCCUAUUCUCCCCCCUCUCCCUUCUGUCCUUUCAGCGUUAGAGAAGAGGCGUCCACUUGGCCACCUCCACCGUUCAGGACACUUCUCAGAGAACCCAUUAUCAACUGUACUGAACGCUACAAGCAUUGUGGGACGGUGUUCACUUAAAGAACCCUCUCAUGUAGAACCAGGACAGGGAACCAGUUUGGUGGGCAGGGCUUCCCUGAAGGAGCAGAACUUGGAGCACUGGAGGGUCUGCAGAGAGCAAGAAGAACCCAGGAGAUCCAGAAGCAAGGAAAAACAAGGAGAACAGACUAAGGAGAAGACUGAGAGGGAAGAGAGGAAGAAUAAGGAAGAGAAGAGUGAGGAGAGGAGAGAAGAGAAAGACAAAAAAGAAGAGAAAAUGAUUAAAGAGAAAGAAAAGACUACUGUUGGUGUGGGGCUGGUGGAAGAGAGAAAACAGGAAAAGGUGGAAAAAAGGGUUGAAGAAAAAGUCCAAGAAAAUGUAAACAAAGACAAAGAAGUAAAGAAAGACAGAAAUAUAGAGAUAAUAACUGAAAAAGUGGAAGGCAGAGGUAUGAAGGUGAUGGUUGAGAUACAAGACCCGCAUGGACAAGAGUUUCAGGAGGUGGUGGCGACAUUACAGACAGAAGAAGGAGAGAUGGAGGGAGGAGAAGCAGGACCACCUGGGGAGGAAGGAGGGAUGGAGAGUUGGGAUGAUGUCCUUGAUAUGGUGAACACACUGUGGGACGACGGCUGGGAAAAAGGAGGAGCAGAGGGAGGAGGUGAUACAGAUUCCUUCUCAGGCUCCCUGCAGCGUUGGCCUCUCCUCAGGCCCCCGGUCGGGUUUGGAGGGUCCCAUCCUCCGUCCUCGGCAGCCUCGGAGCUCAGCCUGACGGAGUUGGAAAGGAGAGCCCGGGAGCUGGACUCUGACCUGGAGCACUUAGACCUGUCUCAGCCCCACAGGGACAGCCAGGAUCUGUACCAAACCCUGCUGGAGCCACAGAGGGACCGAGCCGACAUGUACCAGACACACCCUGGACCGCAGAGAGACAAAGCUGCCGUCCUCACAGGAGUGGGCAGCAGAUCGCAGGUCAGUCUGGAGCUCACUGCUAUGGCCUCUCCAGCUACAGACACAGACAGAUCUCCUGCUGAUUGGUCGGCUAGAUCUGCUGGGACUUCUACUGUUGGCACCAGCUCCACUAAAGAGGACAGCUCUCCAGACUCCAACCUAACGCUCGAGUCCGACUCCAGCGGCGUCUUCCUCUCCUUGUCCAAUCAGAGCCAAGAGGAGGCCGGCUCUGACAGUGACCAGCCAAUCAGUGGCUCUGACCUCGGCAGCAGCAGCACAUCGUUGGAGAAAGACGGGGACGAUGGAGGGUUAAAGGAAUGGGGCAGGGAGGAGAGUUCAGAGCUCCAGUGGUGCUACCCAUCGCUCCUCCACACCUCCUCACAUGACGACUUUGAAGGAGAUGGUGAAAGAGAGGAAGGAGACCAUGGAAAGAUGGGAGGAGAAGAGGAGAGAGGGAAAGAUGAGUAUGUAAGGAAAGAUGGGAAGAUAGGAGUGGUUUCAGUCAUGAAGUCCCAGCUAGAACGCUCUGUCAUCAAGAGCUCUGUGACUGUAAAUGUUCCACAAAGUGAAGAAUUACCACCCAGGAAAAAGGUGACCCUCAUGGGAGUAGACUCCCCUCUUCCUCUGUCUCCUUCAAAACAAUCAAUCAAACACCUUCUAGAUCCUGAUCAGAAGCCAAUCAGAAGCUCAGGACUAGAUUGCGGCGACAUAGAUCCGUUUGUCCAGUCGGACAGCUUUGUCUACCUUGCUGUGUCUUCUGGAAGAUCUGCCUCCAAGGGUGAAGUCACCACAGUGACCGAAGUUUCAGCCCAUGAUGCAAAACCAGACAGUGUCCAGCAACAUACAGAUGCAUACAGUCCAAAAACACACGUGAGUCUGCCGAGCAUGGAGCGGGACACCAAGCCGACCCACCUUACCCCACAGAAACCAGAGGAGGGAGAUUUUCUGUGCACCGACAGCUUUGUCUAUCUGGCUGCUCCAGCGUGUCUCCUACUGGGCCCUGCGGGAUCUGCACCAUACGGUGGCAAGGAGUCGGACUCUGAGAGUUCAGGCUCUGGGCCUGUUGACCUGUCAGUACUGGGUUGUGGCUCGGUGACAGGGGACAGCGACUGGGACUCUGAUCUGUCUGACUCUGAUCCCAGUCGCUCCUCCAGAAUCUCUGCUGUUGGAAGCAAAUCUGCCGGUGUGGCGCGACCCAAGCGGCUGCCGACUGAACCCGACUGGGACCUGUUCGGAGAAGCCACUGAGCCUGAAGUGCUGAGUGAGCUCUUCACAGAACAAGACAGAAACAACAACGGCAGGGCUGGAAAAGUUGCCGGGGUUACCACCAGCAUGGCAGCGACAUCAGCCGUUCCCACGGCAACUCAACCUGUCACUCCACCAGUGAAGCGAGCAGCGACGGUGGAUCAGUCAACGACAAAGAAGGUGACGUGGCAGUUUAAACCAGCCCAGAGGUCCGUUUGCACUGGAAGCAGGAAGGAGAAAGACAGGGAAGGGACAUCUUCAUCAAGGUUCACAGAACUGGGACCCUCCCCUUCAUCUUCGUCAUCGUCAUCAUCAUCACCGUCGUCAUCGUCAUCUGGUUGAGUCCUAAAAGAAAGGGUUGUUUGAACUUUUGGGAGAAGCUUUUCAACACCUGAAGCUGAAUUGCAGAAAGGUAGAAAAGAUCUUUAACUUUCUGAAGAACUACAGUUUUAUGCCUGUAAAGUAGAUUUUUGCAUCUAGCUGCUGCCAUUGCCUUCUUUGACCUUGUAAAGGCUGCAUUAAAGAGUUGUUGCAUUUUCUUAGAUUAGAAUAUACAAUAUUGUAUGUAAUCACUUUAAGUUUGAGAUGGAUGCUGAGACUCAGGCUUAACAGAAACAGUGUGAUUCCGAAUGGGUUCUAUCAACAGUCAAAUUUUGGAAAACAGGGUGGACAUGUUAGUUAUAUGUUCAUAUUAUUCUCUAUCUAAAUAAUAAAUAUGAAUAGUUCUGUUGAAUUUUUAUUCUGUUGAAUGUACUGUACAGGAUAUAUAUACAACUACAGGGAAAGUCCACCCUAAACACAUUUCACAUAUCAGCCGUUUUCAGUAACUUGGCUUGGUUGCUUGUAUUUAACAUUAUUAUCUCUUAGAAUUCAGUUACAAUAACAUUUAGAAAGGAUUUUGGUUGGAGAAAAGUGUUGCUGCUGCUGUCCGACGUGGUGUAACCUGUUUAUAGAUCUAACAAUGUAAUUGAGCCUCGGACCGUAUUCCAAAUUACACCUAGUUUCCCUAUAAUAACAGACUUACUCUAACUUAAAGACUAAAAUCGACCUUUGGAAAACAGCUGAGGCUGAACAUUACAGUGUAUUUUUAAUUCCCAUCCAAGUUUACAGUGUAUUUAACAGUGUGUCAAUAAUAUAUUUUGAACAUGGAGAUAAUUACUGAGCGAGAUAUAUAUGUGAUGAAUGUGCAAACAUGAACAACUAAUGAAAGGAUUUAAGAAUUACAUUUAGUUUAAAUGCUUUAUUUAUCGAUUAGAUUGAAAUUGUGAAUGUUAUAAUUGAGCAAUAUGCUUUCAGAUUCCUGCUAUAUUCUAUGUUUCAUAUGUGGAAAGUGAUGUAUAAUAAUGGCUGAGUUUAUUUAGAUUUAUACAGCCAAAUACUGAUUGUAAAUGCAGUCUUACACUCAUAUAGAGGUUUUAUGUGUAACAUUUUUAAUCAUCAGGUAGUUUGGUAAGUGCCAUAAACAAUGAGAGCAUUACUGGAAUGAUUGGCAGCCUUUGUCUCACAGCGGGAGUAUUUUUAGUGCUAGUGCUUCUCAGAAUAAAGACUUCUUCUCCCAUAAUCCUCUUUGUCUGUCAUCACCCCGUCCCUGAAGAUGAUAAACAUGUUGGAGACCAUUUUUGUCCUAUUUGCCUCUUAACUCCCCUCCACCAUUUGUCACAGAUAGAAAAUUAGACAGCUUUAGGUCUGUUUGUGCUUCAAGCAAAGCAAUCUGUGAGAUUUUACUCCAAAUCCGAGUCGGUGGCACUCGAUGUAAAGUGCAGUGUGGAGGCUGAUGGAGCUGCCAGUCAUCCCAGCAGUGGUCCCGUUGUUGAAUAAUUACACUAACGUCUCACAAUGAAUGUGGUAAUCAUUUACUGAUGUUAAAAAUGAUACAUGUAGCACCCUCAGCAGACAGCACAGUGCUAUCAGAUUUGUUAUGAAUGUGACAGAAGGAAGGUGACGGUUAACAAACCAUCAGUUCCACACUAAUGAUUCCUGUUGCAGGUAUGAUGUGGCUGUGAAAGGUUGCGUGGGAAGUCAUGGCCUGACAGCCAAAUUGCCCGCUUAGUAGAUUAAAUUUGAACUUAAAUUUGAAAUCGGGCAGUGAGAGCAGAGCUCCACAUGUGCUAAAUGUUUAAUGUCUUCUAGUGUGUUUGAAGUGAAGGUGAAAAGAUUUGGACGGUAAUCUGUUGUGGUGAUGUGCAGCCAUAUUUCUUGAUUACAGCUGCUGGGGAAAGGUGGACAUCUUUUUUAUGUGAAAUGAAAACUGUUGCCUUGUGCAGCUUUAACUGCCAAUAUGAACACUGAACAGCUCUGCCAGUCUGUAUCCUCGACUAUGAUGCUCUGUGGAAACCAACAGGAUCUGCUGUAGCCUUAAACGCACCUGUCAGCUUCAGUGACGGAUUUCUUUCUGGUGCUUUUAGGCUCAGAUUUACAAGCACAUCCACAGAGGAAUCAAGUGUUUCAUUAGCAUAUCUCUGUUUUUAAAGCUGCAGGUCUUUGUUCUUGACUGUUUGAAUGUCUUAGGCAGUGAAUGUCAGUCAGCACAGAACUGAUGAUUGAUGAAGGUUUAAAACGACCACAGCGGCUGGGUUGUGAUUUUUUUCCAUGUCAGAAAGAAUUAAAUGAAUGUUCCUUGAUGUUGUUAUGAGACACAAAAGCACUUCAAAUCCCAGUGAAAGUCAUCAUGUUUGAAACAUUCAAGGGGAGCUGUGAGGUCACUUUGGAGUAGGAAUGUUAAUCUGUCAGGGGCAAAAAUGAUAACGGGUCUCCUGACCUCCCAAUCAGUACUUCUAUGCUGGAAAAGUAAGACGCGACCCCAACUUUUUGUUUGUUUGAUAAUUUGAUUUAACACAAACUUAUGCUGGAAUAUGAUCCAUGUAACCUCAUACAUGGGCAUUAUCCCACUUACACUUUGGCCAAUCUCCAACCAAAUGCUGUAUGCAGUCAGAUUUAAUCAGUCAUACAUUUUCAGCACUUUUCAGUAUUGUUUUCUUGCUUCAAACAUCAUUACCUGCUCCACAAAGACACAGUGGGAAGUUUUUUCUUUACCUCACAUUAGUUUUUGCCAUCUCUCCCAACAUUUGUAUUCCCUCUGGCCCACAGAGAAAGGUACAGCUGUAUUAUAAUAUAGGAUUCUAUAUUCUGCAGUAGACUGCUGUUUGUGCCAUAUUGCAGUUAGAUAACUAGAGGAGCUGAUUGUCUCACUGACUGAGACAGAUUGUUGUCAUGGAACGACAGAGCUGUGGCUAUGGUGGUGGCUGUAUAGCUGUGCUUUUGUUACGAUCUUAUUGGCUAGAACACUACAUGCAGCAGAUGUUUAGUGAAGCUCCUGCAGCAACACAUCUGUGGAACCUGACAGCAGUUCCAGACGCCACAUGGCUGUUAGGACUUCUUGCCUAAUGCUACUGGGAGCAGUCAGGAGUAUUUAGUGGGCAGCUAUCUUGGACUCACUCGCAGCAUCAUAGAUCAGACCACAGAAGUCAGAACAGUAACUACAUCCACAUCCACAGCUUCAUCCGGUGGAGCAGCUGCAGCUGGAUGCUAACUGAGGUCAGCCUUUAGGAAUAAAUGCAUAAAGUAAAAAUCCACAUCCCUUCUGUGGUGCCUGCAGAGCUUUUCCUAAAACGGUAGUUUAACAUUCACCGAUCAGCGACGGCAUCAUGACCACUGACAGGUGAAGAACAUCCAUCAUCUUGUUUUAAUGCAACGUUCUGCUGGGAAACCUUGAGUCCUGACAUUCAUGUAGAUGUUUGACAUGUAUUACCACCUAAACACUGCAGGUCAACAACCCCCCAACACCCACGACAACAGCAGUCCUUUACGCCAGUUUCCACCCUUAGCAGGACAAUGAAUCCCGACACAUCACAAAAACUGCUCAGGAGAACCCAAGGAACACGACAGAGCUAAGCUGUUCACCCGGGUUCCACACUCCUCAGAUUUAAAUCUUAUUGAGCAUCUGUAGGAUGGUCCAGGAUCAGCCUGAUCUAGGUAGAUCCCCCAUGCAACCCACAGGACCCACAGAACCCACAGGACAUCCCCAGAGGUCCUGAGUCCAUGAACCACUGGGUCAGAGGAGUUUUAGCAGCAUAAAGGAGACCAACAAAGUAUUAGAAAUGUGGUCAUGAUGUUCUCCCUGAUUGGUGUCACUAAAAUAGACUCUUUAAAUUAGAGAGAAUUAACCCUCGUGUCAUCCUGCGGGUCAAAAUUGACCCGUUUUAAAGUUCGAAAACGUGGGGGAAAAAAAAAUAUUUUCACAGUGAAAUUUCUGAUGUCCACAUUUUCAACAUUUUUGGGGAACUUUGAAUAUUUUUUUGGUGGAAAAUAAGAAAUGUUAAAAAUGUUUCUUAAGAACAUUUACAAAAAAAAAAUCAAAAUCCAGUGAAUUUCACUGGAUUUUGGUUGAUUUUUAUGUGAAUGUUCUUAAAGAAAAUAUUAGAAGUUUUACUAAUAUAUAUGUAAUCACUUCAGAUAUUUUUAGGAUUUUUUUGGAGGAUUUUUACUCAUUUUUUGAAAAUAUUUCCAAGAAUUUUCUCGCCAAAUUUGGGGGAUUUUUUUUUUUUUUUUUAAAUAAAACUUUUAAGGGAAAGUUUUAACGAAUUAUUGGAAUUUUCUUCCUGAGGGUUUUGCAAAUUCUCAGAAAUUUGGGGGAAUUUUUUUGCUGAAUUUUCAGAUUUUUUUUCAGACAAAGAAACAAUAUUUUUUGGUGCCUGUAAAUGAGGACAACAGGAGGUUUAAAUAACAUUGCCAGGGAGUGCAGAAUUUAAGGCAAAAGAUUCAUAAUGAGGGAACGAAAAAUUGGUUAAGAAAAAAAACCACCAUGACCUUUGGGCUCUAAAACAGUUUAUAUAAAGUGUUUGUGCUGCAAGUAAAAGUAAAACACAUUUCACCAACCCAGCUGCAGAGUUUUAACAUGCAGAGUCGCCUCAAAGAGUCGGCUAAAAACUAUAAGAAAUGAAAAUAUCGAUUCCAUUGACCUUACACACAACACCCUUCUUAUUCUCAUCCUCUCCACAUCUCUUCAUUUCAUUUUAUAAUUUUGGUGACCUUACCCCUGCAGCUGUCCCUCAGACCUGCAAUCUCAGUUCAUUAGAUCUUUUUUUUACACCGCAGCCUCAAGCUCUUUAGCGAAGUUCGACUGCACCACUUUACAAACAGCUGUGAGUGCUGCAUACCCGCUCAGCUGAAAGUUCAUCUACAGCUGCCAGCCAGAAGUAAAAAUCAUAGAAAUAUUUAAACAGCAUUUUUGAUUACCAGUAGAUGACUAGAUCAUGCAUUAUUUGACUUCACCGAACUGUGAAGUCAAAUAAUGUGGCAGAAAAUUACCAAAUUACCAAAAGCGUUCUGUCUUCCGGUUAACUUGGGGUCCCUUGAAAGUGCAAAACUGUGAUCAGAAUUAGCUCUAAUUUGAAGCUCACAUUGUGAUAUUCUACAUAAUUUGGAACAGUCCACCCACGUUUCACAUCUGAGCAAUAUAAAGACAUGCAGAGGGUGUAUGUGUUAGCAGAGUUCUCACUGAUGCAGUCUCAUAUCGCCUCCUCCUUUUAUUCUCUAUGAGAGAUGGGAACAUGGCUGCAGAUCAGGCGUACACAGCCAGUUUUCCCUGCAGCUCCUCAAAGACUUCAGGCAGGUUUUAGUGAUUGUCAGCCAACUCUGGCUCUCAGAUGGGCUCAUGCUCCAGAUCUGUGCUGUUGACUGAAGCUGACUGUGUCUAGUUUCAGAGGAGGGCCAGGGCCAUGGUGGUAAUAGGACUUCCUGGAUCACCUGUGUGGUGAGCCACACUGCCUAUUUUUACUUGCAUUUACAUCACACUGAUCCUAUGCUCUGGCUGAGGUCUUGUUGUGAAAAGGAUGUUUAAACGACGCUGUUCAUGUGUUGAUUAAUGUGAACUGUAUGUAAUUUUUAAAAAUAUAUGAAAUGAUUAGCACUCUGCUGUGUACCACCUGAAAAUGGAAUGUGACAUUUUCUAACCCUGCUGCUUUCUGUCUGCUGGAGGGUUUUUUUGGUCUGAGUAACUAAACUUUAAAGCUCAUAAAGUGGACCAAGUGUGAGGAUGAGCCAGAUAGAUGUAUGUACAAAUUUUAUUGAUGAAAUAAUUUUUGAUUUCUGCUCGCAUUAAACUGUGGCAAGACAUCUAGUUUCACUGUGAUAUACUCUGGGUAAACUACUUAUCACAUCCUUUGCUGACUUUUGUAAAAUCCCGUAACGUCAGGCCAUAUGCAUAAUACUUUGCUGUUCAUAUCAACGCUGAUCACUGUUAAAGCUUAGUGGUGAUUAACAGCUAAGACCUGAGAUGGAUAGUGGGAACAAUGACUUGUGUAGAAUCUUAUUGUGUGCCAUAUUCCCAAGCCUUGUUGAACCGCAUUAAUGUACAAAUAAAGACUAAACUUGAUGGUGGAA
Amphiprion ocellaris (clown anemonefish) is the source of this 13205-nucleotide messenger RNA. RefSeq lists its product as uncharacterized. The transcript has 5 exons. Bases 2133 to 7166 code for a protein of 1677 amino acids. The record is from RefSeq and is a predicted model, not a curated record. Lineage: Eukaryota; Metazoa; Chordata; Actinopteri; Pomacentridae.